UUCAAAUUCUUGGUUAGCUGAAGCUCCGCAGCGGGGCUGGCGACGGUUGGACCCGGCGCUGCUGGGACGGUGAGCACCGAUCGGGGUGGUUGGGGCUGGGCAGGGCCCUCCUUCCUCGCCCGGAGCCCCGCUCCACCCUGUCCCUCCACCUGACGGUGGGCGGUUUCCGAGGAGCCUCGGCCUCCACAGCUUACAUGUGAGCAUGAGUCUUCUUAUGAUUAGCGAGAAUGUAAAAUUGGCUCGUGAAUAUGCAUUGCUGGGAAACUAUGACUCUGCGAUGGUCUAUUAUCAGGGAGUUCUUGACCAAAUGAACAAGUAUCUAUACUCAGUCAAAGAUACGUACCUGCAGCAGAAAUGGCAACAGGUGUGGCAGGAAAUAAAUGUGGAAGCUAAGCAUGUUAAGGAUAUCAUGAAAACACUAGAGAGCUUUAAAUUAGACAGCUCUCCAUUGAAAGCUGCACAACAUGAGCUUCCAGCUUCUGAGGGAGAAGUCUGGUCCUUGCCUGUACCUGUUGAACGAAGACCCUCACCAGGUCCUAGAAAACGCCAAUCUUCUCAAAACAGUGACCCGAAAGCACACAGUAACCGUCCAAGUACAACUGUCAGAGUUCACCGUCCAUCUGCACACAAUCUUCAAAAUGACAGAGGGAAAGCUGUGCGUUGCCGGGAAAAAAAAGAACAGAAUAAAGGAAGAGAGGAAAAGAACAAAUCACCUGCCGCAGUGACAGAACCAGAGACCAAUAAAUUUGAUAGUACUGGAUAUGAUAAGGACUUAGUAGAAGCUUUGGAAAGAGAUAUAAUUUCUCAGAAUCCUAAUGUUCGAUGGGAUGAUAUUGCUGAUUUGGUAGAAGCGAAAAAGUUGCUUAAGGAAGCCGUGGUAUUACCCAUGUGGAUGCCAGAAUUCUUUAAGGGCAUCAGGAGACCGUGGAAAGGAGUGCUGAUGGUUGGCCCACCUGGCACGGGAAAGACCCUCCUUGCUAAAGCAGUAGCUACAGAAUGCAAGACAACAUUCUUCAAUGUCUCUUCAUCAACGCUGACUUCUAAAUACAGAGGAGAGUCUGAGAAGCUUGUUCGCCUUCUGUUCGAAAUGGCUCGAUUUUAUUCUCCAGCCACCAUAUUUAUUGAUGAGAUUGAUUCCAUCUGUAGUCGCAGAGGGACUUCUGAAGAGCACGAAGCAAGCAGGAGGGUGAAAGCCGAGCUGCUGGUUCAAAUGGAUGGUGUUGGAGGUGCUUCUGAAAAUGAUGACCCUUCCAAAAUGGUUAUGGUUCUGGCAGCUACUAAUUUUCCCUGGGAUAUUGAUGAGGCUUUAAGACGACGUCUUGAAAAAAGAAUCUAUAUUCCAUUACCAUCAGCAAAAGGCAGAGAGGAGCUAUUACGAAUAAGUCUCCGUGAGCUGGAAUUGGCUGAUGAUGUUGACCUUGCACGUAUAGCAGAAAACAUGGAAGGUUAUUCAGGUGCAGACAUUACCAACGUGUGCAGGGAUGCAUCCUUGAUGGCAAUGAGAAGGCGCAUUGAAGGUUUGACACCAGAAGAAAUCCGAAAUCUUUCAAGAGAAGAAAUGCACAUGCCCACAACCAUGGAGGAUUUUGAAAUGGCUUUAAAAAAGGUUUCUAAGUCAGUAUCUGCUGCAGACAUUGAAAGAUAUGAGAAAUGGAUAUUAGAAUUUGGAUCAUGCUAAUUCUCACAUGUAAACUGUGAGAAACCUGCCUUAAGUAUUUGAAUAAUUAAAUGUAGUAUUUCAUUGCACGGAGUGCUAUAUUUUUUUAAACUUUCAUAAUGGUAAGAUUUUUUUUUAAAAAACCAUAUGAUUCUUAAUAAAGGCAAUUUUUUAAAGCUGUAAGCAAUUUA
Eptesicus fuscus (big brown bat) is the source of this 1848-nucleotide messenger RNA. It is a transcript of the gene KATNA1, whose product is annotated as katanin catalytic subunit A1. Gene Ontology annotation, biological process: microtubule severing. The transcript has 11 exons. Gene Ontology annotation, cellular component: microtubule cytoskeleton. The coding region runs from base 203 to 1678 and encodes 491 amino acids. NCBI's taxonomy places the organism in Eukaryota, Metazoa, Chordata, Mammalia, Chiroptera, Vespertilionidae. Gene Ontology annotation, molecular function: ATP hydrolysis activity; microtubule severing ATPase activity; ATP binding. The record is from RefSeq and is a predicted model, not a curated record.